This is a messenger RNA of Topomyia yanbarensis, 1970 nucleotides long. RefSeq names its product protein croquemort-like. The record is from RefSeq and is a predicted model, not a curated record. Gene Ontology annotation, molecular function: scavenger receptor activity. The coding region runs from base 49 to 1527 and encodes 492 amino acids. NCBI's taxonomy places the organism in Eukaryota, Metazoa, Arthropoda, Insecta, Diptera, Culicidae. Gene Ontology annotation, cellular component: cytoplasm; membrane. The transcript has 4 exons.
ACUUCAAGUAAACCGACCAGUGCAUCUAACUAUACAACUACAGCCAAAAUGUGUUCCAGGUGCUCGAAUAAAGCUAAACAAUGGUGGUCUAUCGGUAUUUCGGCUCUAAUAUGUGUCCUUGCUCUCGUUUUCGGAGUUGCGUGGCCUCUAAUUGUGCGUAGCGAAACGGAAAAGCUGCUUCUAUUGCAGCCCGGCUCGCAAGUUUUCGAAAACUGGAAGGAACCGCCGGUUCCUAUGUAUUUGGAGAUAUACUUAUGGAACUGGACCAAUACAGAGGAUUAUCGUAGUGACGGAUAUAAGCCUCGUCUUGAGCAGCUUGGACCAUAUACCUUCCGGGAGAUACACGAACGCGUUGAUCUUCAAUGGAAUGAUGAUUUCACGUUAUCCUUCUACCAGAAGCGCAUUUGGCAUUAUGAACCGCAGUUGUCUACUGGAGAUUUGGAGAAUGACAUAGUCAUAUCGAUUAACCCUAUUUUAUUGACAGUUGGUUUUGCCACAAAGGAUAAUCCUUUGCAAUCCUGGUUGGAUCUCAUGAUUAACGCCAGUCCUCACGUUAUCGAUUCACCAUUUUACGUGGUCCGAGCGAAGGAGAUACUGUUUGAAGGGCAUGACGACUAUUUCCUCGAAUCAUUGCUGUAUAUAGUAGAGCAAGCACCAGAAAUUAUAGGCGACGUUGAGUUGCCGCCAUUCGAUAAAUUUGGUUGGUUCUAUGAGCGGAACGAGAGUAAAACAUAUGAUGGAAAAUUUACGGUCGGAACCGGGGUAGAUGCAUUUGAAACGAUGGGAAUGAUGCAUCUAUGGAACAAUGUUAGGCAAACUGUAUUCUAUCGGGGUGAAUGUGGAUUGGUUCAUGGUUCUACGGGCGAAAUAUGGCCACCUUUCCAAGAAUACUAUAACACAAAUGUCACUGUGUUUUCACCGGAUAUCUGCAGCUCCAUGAGUCUGGAAUUUGAUGGAGACUUCAGUUUGCAUGGUGUCGAUGGAUUCAAAUGGAAGGGUAACGAGCGACCCUUUGACAACGGACACCGGUAUAUCGAAACCGAAUGUCAAUGCACUGCACCGAAAGAAGAAUGUCCCGUGUUGGCACCUGGUGUACUAGAUGUGUCACGUUGCAAAUGGGGUGCUCCGGCGACUGUAUCGUAUCCACACUUUUAUCUGGCCGAUCAAACAUAUCGGGAUGCCGUAGAUGGAAUGAACCCUGACAAGGAGCAACAUGAAUUUGUGCUUGCGCUAGAACCACAUACAGGAGUGCCUCUCACAGUGAAGGCCCAAUUACAAGUAAACUUGAUGGUCAAACAAUAUGGAUUAACCUUACUUGAAGGUAUCCCGGAUGUGAUGCUUCCAAUUUUAUGGUUCAGACAAAGAGCGGACCUUUCCGAAGAACUUGCUAACGAUAUCAAGCUGCUUCUUAUUCUUCCGGAUAUUGGAAUGUACAUCGGUAUUGGUCUGGGAGUUGUGGGAGCGAUUUGUUUAGGAUUAGCUCUGUACUUCUCAUUGAUAAUUUGGAGAACAGACAAGAGUGUGUAAGACAAUGAAGUAAUCCACAGUUAAUCCAUUUCCUUUCAUGUUGCUUAGAAUGCUAGACUUUCUCUGUAAAAAUCUCUACACAAAAUGUUGACAACGAAGAGAAGAUUGUUUGCGUCAACGUGGAGAAAAGACUGCGUACAAAAGUAAACAUAUGCACCGUAAAGGCUAGUUUACAGUUCGGGAAAUGGAUCGCGGGAUUUCACACGGGAUUUGCGUCGGGAUUUGAUCAGGGAAAAUUUCCCGCCGAGAUCUCUCCAAACUGUCAAACCAAAAACUCUGCUGCUUCUUAAAAAUACAAACAGUAUCAAACUUGCAGCGAAUUGUAAACUUUAUAAAAAUACUAUUUUCCCCGUCGGAAACAAUUUGUGUUGAAUUGUUCCCGGACGGAUUUCUGUGUGGAGAGUUUUAAAAUCCCGUGAUGUUUCCCGCGGUUGGGUUUACAC